AUGAACGUGCAUGAGUCCACACCAGACAUCUCUGUGUUCCCCCUCAGCCCAGAUGGCAGCCAAGUCCCUUCACAGCCCACUUCAGUUCCAUGCUGGGAUUUGCUCAGUGAUACCAGCCAGUGUGAUGUUGAAGCUCCACUCCUCCGCAAACACAUGCUUCUGAGCUUCUCGGCUGCCUCUAGAGCCGCCGGCACAGGAGGCCUUAGCGACUGCUGGAGUCUGCCAGCUCUGAUUAGACAAGAUUUUCCAAGGCAGAGCGUGGCCGUGCCCAUCCAACCCUGCACGGAGAGUGAAUUCUGCACCAGAGCUAUCGUCCUGACCAAACAAGAACAUCUGGGAGUCGACUACAUCCUGCUAAAAGAAGACCCCAGCCCCCGGAUGAUAAUCACCAAUAGGUGCCCGGUGCCCUUCCUGCUGAAGGAGAACCUUAGAGACUCGCCCAAGUUCAACGUUCAUUGCCGAACACUUCUGUCCAACUCCUCCGUACACUAUGAGCUCUACCAUCAGGCCUCCAGCUUCCCGGACUGCAAGAGCAAGGAUACUUUACCUAGCAUCGUGUUGAAAACACCUUGUGCAGACAAAGACGACUGGAGCAACGCCAUCGACAUCAACUGCCCUGGAACUCAGGUGGUCUUUCUGACGGGAUACGGCUGCCUGUAUGUGGACGUGCUUCACCACUCCAGCACAGUGACACUCAUCCUGUCACCCAAGGGACGGGCAGAGGCAGCCAUCACUACCUUUCCCAGAGCUAUGAAGCCGGUGGUUGCAUUCAGGGUCCUUUUCAGCGAGGUGGGUCUGGUGGUGCGAGAUGACAUCACUAACCAUAAGGUGUCGACUGAGCUGCUACGGCUGACCCUCGCCAAGAUCCUGCUCAACAUGACCCCAGCACCAGAAAGCUCCAAGUUCUCCCCACCAGAAUUUAGCAUGGUGGCCUCAGAGGGGCUCUCUGAACUGUACACAUUGGAGGUGUGCAUUGCAAGCCUACAGUUGGACAAUCAGCUCUACAACCGAGCCAGCUUUCACUUUCCUGUGUUACUCUGCCAGGAGCAGAAAGCCGACGUCGCACAAUGGACUCGGGACUCCAAUCCAGCGCUCUCUCUGAGGGGUCUCCAGGAGUACAGGGGAAGCUGCUUUAUGCAGGUGUGCCUCACGCUCUCUCACACUUGCAGCUUUGCUUACAGCGUCGACGAAGUGACAUUUGAGCUGAAGCCCGCCAGGCUUUAUGUGGAAGACACCUUUGUUUACUACAUCAAGACGCUUUUCCACACGUACAUCCCUGACAGACUGCUUCACAGUAACCCGGGGAAGGUUUCUGGCUCUUCAACACGGCUGCAGUGUCCUGAGCCAGUAGAGCAGUCCCUCCGAGCCCUGGUCCACCCUGUGAAGCUCCAGAAGUUAACUCUUCAACCAGUCAGCCUUCUGGUUAGCAUUCAUGCCUCGCUGAAGCUCUACAUUGCCUCUGAUCACACUCCCCUGUCUUUCUCUGUGUUUGAAAGAGGGCCCAUCUUCACCACGGCCCGGCAGCUCAUCCAUGCCCUUGUGAUGCACUACGCAGCCGGAGCGUUGUUCCGUGCCGGCUGGGUUGUUGGCUCUCUGGAAAUCUUGGGGAGCCCGGCAAGUCUAGUCAGGAGUAUAGGCAACGGCAUUGCGGACUUCUUCAGGCUUCCUUAUGAAGGGCUGACUCGAGGCCCAGGGGCGUUUGUGAGUGGAGUGUCCCGGGGCACCACAUCCUUUGUGAAGCACAUAUCCAAAGGCACCUUGACAUCAAUUACCAACCUGGCCACCAGUCUGGCACGAAACAUGGACCGCCUGUCUCUGGAUGAGGAACAUUACAACCGGCAGGAGGAGUGGCGACGGCAUCUCCCGGAGAGCCUGGGGGACGGUUUGCGGCAGGGCCUGUCCCGUCUAGGGAUCAGUUUGUUAGGAGCGAUUGCCGGAAUUGUAGAUCAGCCCAUGCAGAACUUUCAGAGGACCUCUGAGACGCAAGGAUCAGCAGGUAGCAAAGCCAAAGGCGUCAUCUCAGGAGUCGGGAAAGGAAUUGUUGGUGUUUUCACCAAACCGAUCGGAGGGGCAGCGGAGUUAGUCUCCCAGACAGGAUAUGGUAUUUUACAUGGGGCAGGACUUUGUCAGCUUCCCAAGCAGCUCUACCUACCGAUCGAAGGGCAGGCCACACAAGCCUCAAACAGCCAUUUGAAAUACGUCUGGAAAAUGCUGCAGUCCCUGGGGAGGCCAGAGGUGUCCAUGGCCCUCGACGUGAUGAUCGUCAGCGGCUCGGGUCAGGAACACGAGGGAUGUCUGCUGCUAACUUCAGAGGUGCUUUUUGUGGUCAGCCUCAGCGAGGACACACAACAGCAGGCCUUCCCAGUCACGGAGGUUGAUUGUUCCCAGGACCCAGACCAGGACACUCAGCUCAGGGUGGUGCUAAAGCAGCAGCGAGUGGUAUGUGACAUGGAGGUUGAGGGUGCAAGAGAGAGACUUUCUGAACAGCAGUAUAACCGACUUGUGGACUACGUGACCAGGACAAGCCAGCACGUGGUGCACGGCAGCAGCUGCAGCCUCCCUUCAGAGCUGUCUCCACUGGUGCCUGUCGAACCCCCGCCUAACACCAUCAAGACAUACAAAUAUGUAGUGGAGCCGCACUGCGCAAGAGUCUUUGUCAACAAGUUCGCAAUGGUCAAGAACAAGGCCCUGAGGAAAGGCUUCAACUGAAUGAACUUGUUCUUUCAAUACAAAAAAACUAAAAAGAAACACGAGAGCGAGCUCUGCAGGCCUAGAAAAAGUGAAACCAGCAAGGGGUUUAUAAUGGGGCCUGUGGUAGGAGUAGAGAACUUUGGGUGGCCAGAGCUCAGGAUCUGCAGUAUGACUGUGCUGAAGUCGCCAGCCAUCACAUACUGUAUGUGUCGUGUGGGAGGCAGUGUGCGGAUUCACAGACGUCACUCAGACAGUUUUUAACUCGCUGAACUUGUAAAGAAAAAAUUCCAAAGGAAAAAAAAAAACAAACUAGUGUGUAAUAACAGAAUAUGUGGCCCUUUGUGGGGCUGCGUUAUUUUUUAAAUAAUCUAUUGAGGUUUACUGCUUUUUGAACUGAAAAAAUGAAGAAUGAGUGCCUUUCCUGUAACCUUCACUUUGUACAAAUGUGGGACUUCCAGAUCAUGUAGAACUCAAGUUUGUUUUAUAAUUCUAAAAAGAGUCAGAGAUAUUUAAAAGAAAGCACUAAUAAAUGGUAAGAAUGCUG
Messenger RNA from Polypterus senegalus (gray bichir), 3235 nucleotides. RefSeq names its product vacuolar protein sorting-associated protein 13B-like. The transcript has 12 exons. NCBI's taxonomy places the organism in Eukaryota, Metazoa, Chordata, Cladistia, Polypteriformes, Polypteridae. The coding region runs from base 1 to 2709 and encodes 902 amino acids. The record is from RefSeq and is a predicted model, not a curated record.